AUGGAAGAUUUAGCAGAGGAUUUCUGUAGGGAGUUAAUCGGGAGGAAUCUUUUACAGCCAUGUGAUUUCUUAGGUGACUUGAGUGACGUAGCUGGCAAUUACUGCAAGAUGCAUGAUCUGCUACGUUCCCUUGCUCAUUCUUUGAUAAGUGAUGAGAGCAUUUUUCUUGGUGAUCACGAGCAAUCACCUAACACAAACCCUCUGAGUAAACUACGUCGUUUGUCAAUGGUUAACAAAGGUGAGAGACUAGAAGUUCCUGAUGUACUAAAACAGCAACAGUGCUUAAGAACUCUUCUUGUUUGGAGGAGUUCAGAGAUAAAGAUGGUCGACAAUGAACUUUUGAAAACAUUGGGUUUUCUGCGAGUCAUGGACCUGAGCAAUACGAGCCUUGAGAGCCUUCCAGACUCCGUAGCAGAUCUUUUGCACAUGAGAUAUCUAAAUUUUGAUCGGACGAAAAUCAAGAAAUGCCCGAGUCCAUCGGAUGCCUCAUGCCUCCGUCUUGAAGGAACUCCAUUAACUCAUGUGCCAAAGGGAAUAGGGGAAUUAAAAGAUCUGAACCAUCUUCAAGGAUUUGUGAUCGGGCACGAUGAUAGAAGAGAUGAUGAGGGGUGUGAUUUGAAGGAGCUGCAAUCUCUCUCCCAGCUGAGAUUCCUGGAGAUAAACAGAUUGGAGAGGACACAACCAGCGGGAGUUCCGGUAAACAGCAGCUUUCUGAGGACCCUGAUUUUGAAUUGCGGACAACUUGAAGAUGAGGUAGAAGCAGUCGCAAUCCAGAGAAUUGACAAGAUUUACAAUGAGCUCUCUCCUCGAUCCACCCACCUACACAGACUUGAGAUUCUUAAGUUCUUUGGUAGUGGAUUUCCCCGCUGGAUGAUGUCAACUUCCUUGCAUGUCUCUUUUCCUAACCUGACAGAAAUAAGACUCUCUAGUUGUAAAACAUGUCCGCAGCUUCCUCCACUAGGCCUGUUGCCCCAGCUGAAAUCUCUUCAUAUUUGGAACACAGGUGCAAUCAAAACCAUCGGACCUGAAUUUCUUGGCCCCCGUGCAUCGUCAGCAGCGACUUCAUUUCCAAUGCUUGAAGAGCUGGAAUUUUGGUGGAUGUCCAACUGGGAAGAAUGGUCGUUUGGUAUGGUGGAGGGGGUUGGUGAAGAAAGGAGAGGAGCCCUCAAGUUGCUGCCUCGUCUAACGAAGUUGGAACUUAUUAAAUGUCCCAAGCUGAAAGCUCUUCCUCCACUAGGCCUGUUGCCCGAGCUGAAAUCUCUUCAUAUUAAGACAGCAGGUGCAAUCAUAACCAUCGGACCGGAAUUUCUUGGACCCUGUGCAUCGUCAGCAGCGACUUCAUUUCCCAAGCUUGAAUAUCUGGAAUUUGAAGAGAUGUCCAACUGGGAAGAAUGGUCGUUUGGUAUGGUGGAGGGGGUUGGUGAAGAAAGAAGAGGAGCCCCCAAGUUGCUACCUUGUCUAACGAAGUUGAAACUUGAUUACUGUCCCAAGCUGAGAGCUCUUCGUCCACUGGGCCUGUUGCCUGAGCUAAAAUACCUUUCGAUUCUGUUAAGAUUUGACGCCUCGAGAUUCAGUUCACAUUGA
Elaeis guineensis (African oil palm) is the source of this 1584-nucleotide messenger RNA. The record is from RefSeq and is a predicted model, not a curated record. Lineage: Eukaryota; Viridiplantae; Streptophyta; Magnoliopsida; Arecales; Arecaceae.